CAAAAAACAUGGAGCAUAGGAAGACUAACCUUCUACGCUGGGCGUUCGAAGGUUGUCGGAGAAAAGAGAAAGAGAUCUAACACGACGGCAACGCAGCUGAGAAUUUGUGAGAAGAGUCCUAUCUUUUGUAGGAAACCCAUUUAAUUAAAUAAUUAAUAUAUAUUCCGUCACUGCCUUUCGGAACAAGUUCUACUGCUGAUCGAAGGCUCGAAUCUGCGAAAGGAAAUCAUCUUCCACAGAGAGGGCAGCUACAAUUCCUUUAAUGGCCAAUCAGUCCUCGUCCUACCCAAUCCUCUGCGCUUCCUUCAAUCAGGACGCCAGUUGCUUUGCGAUAGGCACAAGUGAAGGGUUCAAAAUCUUUGAUUCGAAUACAGGGAGGCUCUGUUACGAGCGAGCUAUUGGAGCCUUCAUUAUUGUUGAAAUGUGGUUUAGCUCCAGUCUUCUUGCCAUUGUUGGAGCUGGGGAACAGCCAUCUUUAUCCCCACGCUGUCUUUGUUUGUUCAAUACAAAAACUGGGGCUGCUCGCCGAAAACUAAAUUUUUUAACUUCAAUACUUGCUGUUCGCAUGAAUAGGGAAAGGCUCGUUGUCGUUUUGCAGGAUAAAACCUAUGUGUAUGACUUAAAUUCUGUUAAAAUAUUGGGUACUAUUGAUACGGUGCCAAAUCCAAAAGGGCUUUGUGGAUUCUCGCCCAGUUUGGAUGGUUGCUUCUUGGCUCUUCCUGCUAGCACCACCAAAGGAUUGGUGUUGUUGUACAAUGUCAUGGAGUGCCUUUCACAUUGUGAGAUAGAUGCCCAUCGUGGACCUCUGGCUGCAAUUUCCCUUUCUUCCAACGGGACGUACAUAGCAACUGCUUCUGAACAAGGAACCAUAAUCAGAGUCUAUUUGGUUUCGGAUGCGACUAAGUCAUAUAGUUUUCGAAGGGGGACAUAUCCGUCAACUAUAUUUUCCUUGUCAUUUGGGCCAUCUGUACAACUUCCAGAUAUUCUUUCGGCUACAAGUUCUUCAGGUUCUCUUCAUGUUUUCUCUCUGGGAUUUGCUAUAAAUCAAAGAAGCCGGAAAUCAAGUAGCAUUCUUGGAUCAAUAAUACCUGACUCUGUCACUGAUGCACUGGAUCCAGCUCACCAUCAUGUGCUUCAUAGUGCUGUUACAGCAGGAGUUAAAAGCAAUGCAGUGAUUCGCAAAGUUGACAAGCUUGCCGAUGCAUCCACAUCUGGAGCUGUAUAUUGCAAGGCUACCAUAUCCAUAAUAAACUACAAUGGGCACUUCCAGGAGUACAGCUUCACUCUCAACCAUCAAAAUGAGCCUUCUUGGACUUUGGACCAUGAACUCAAUCUUCUAACAGUGGUCUCAGAUGACACCAACUCAUGAUCAAAUGUUGCAUGGCAUCCAUCUUUAAAGCUUGUCUUAGGGUUUAACCUUGAUGGAAGAUGAAGACUUUGACAAUCAAUUAUGUCAUAAUUGAUUAUCCAAUACAUGUGAUAUGGUUGCUUUGGCAAUCAUUCUAUAAUAUUUGUAUAGAGCAUCCAUGUAAAUAUUACUUUGGCAAUCAUUCUAUAAUAUUUUUAUAUAUCCUUCACUAUUUUUUA
Messenger RNA from Corylus avellana, 1587 nucleotides. The record is from RefSeq and is a predicted model, not a curated record. Lineage: Eukaryota; Viridiplantae; Streptophyta; Magnoliopsida; Fagales; Betulaceae.